Anguilla anguilla (European eel) is the source of this 2438-nucleotide messenger RNA. It is a transcript of the gene eva1aa, whose product is annotated as protein eva-1 homolog C. The transcript is spliced from 8 exons. The coding region runs from base 219 to 1661 and encodes 480 amino acids. Gene Ontology annotation, molecular function: carbohydrate binding. NCBI's taxonomy places the organism in Eukaryota, Metazoa, Chordata, Actinopteri, Anguilliformes, Anguillidae. The record is from RefSeq and is a predicted model, not a curated record.
GACCACGCGGAAAUCCGCUCUCCAGGUAGGCAACAGUUUGUAAGUUUCAUUCCGCCGUUCGAAAUAGCUGCCUAGCUGUUGUUUCUUUUCUUUCGGUACGAUGAGUUGACUGUGUUCAUGGGCGAUGGGACUAGGCAUCUACAUUUAGCGACGCAGAUCCUGAUAAUAAAUACAGUUUACACCUCUAUAGAAGUUUAGGACCAGUUAUAGCUUCAAGGAUGUUCUUCCCAGACGUGACUCUCUCAGCCAUAAAUUACGCGCUUGUGUGGGGAAUAACGUGCUUGACUAUCUGCAGCAAUUUCACCCAAAGUUCUUCUGAGUUUUCAGGCUACCUGUCCAAAGUCUUGAGGAACUACACAGAACAGGCCUGCGAUGGAGAAUACUUCUCAGUACACUGUCCACCCAGCACAACCAUCAGCAUUCAAUCCUCUUUCUAUGGCAGAAGAGGCUCUGCACCCCAGCACUGCCUGCCCCAUCAUAGUAACCCCAGCACACAGCUGCUGGGAGAUGACAGACACUGCUUUGUCUCAACUUCACUUCAGAAGAUGCUGGAUGAGUGCCAGGAUAAGAGGAGCUGUCAGGUCCUUGUCAACAGCCGCCUAUUUGGGACAGACCCAUGCCCAGGCAGAAGCAAAUACCUCAUUGUGUGGUACAAAUGCCGGCCAAAUAAGUAUAAGAGCAAGGUGGUCUGUGAGGGGGACUGGCUGAGGCUGAAUUGCAAGCAGAGCAUGCGGAUUGCCAUCUACUCCGCCAUUUUUGGCAGGUCCCAGCCAGGUGCCCUGGAAUGUCCACCCUAUGACCAGAAGGCACCAGCUGUAGAGUGCCAGUCAAUGGGCGCCCUCCAGGUGCUAACAUCCCGUUGCCAGGGUCAGAGGAGCUGUUCUGUCCACGCCACCACCCAGGAGUUUGGGGACCCCUGCUACUCUGGCACCCGCAAAUACCUCAGGGUCAUCUACACCUGUGUUCCAAAGAAGCUUCUGAAGGAGGCCUCCACCAAGCAAGCUGUGUACCCUCUGCCACCAAGUCUCCAUGACCCAAAUGUUGUAGGAGACAGUGCACUUCCUGAGGGAUCCACACUUGUGACCUCGGACUCUCUGCCAGGGAAGAAAAAGAGAGGGAGGGAGUCUGGCUUGUACUCCUUAGAAGACAAGGCCUUUCCAGAAGGCACGUAUGACGGCCCUCUCUGGACCCUGAGACCCCCCGUAGAUGCCCAGGCAGUGAAUGUGGAGAUGGCUCUGAUCAGCAAUGCUCUAGCAGCCUACAACUUCAUAGCAGAGCACCCGGAGAGAGCGGCCCUGUAUUUUGUUUGUGGCGUGUGCCUUGGCCUUCUCCUUACGCUGUUUGCCCUGGUGGUCCAGAUCUCUUGCCGCACAGACUGCCAGGCCAAGCCUCACAGGAAGCGAGGGGCACGGGGGCGAGGGGCAGAAAGUGCCAGUGAUAGCAGCGAUGACAGUGACUCCUCAGACUGGGACACAACCUCUGACCUGUCAGCCCGCCGCCAUCGCCGCUUCGAGCGGACGCUUCACACCAAUGUCUUCACCUCAGCUGAGGAGCUGGAGCGGGCCCAGAGGCUGGAGGAGCGCGAGCGCAUCAUUCGUGAGAUCUGGAUGAAUGGACAGCCUGACGUACCAGGGACUCGCAGUCUCAACCGCUACUACUAAGCCCGUCCCCAAAACCCCCUUCCUCAGGGAGGCUAAUGGAUGUGCGGCGAUCCUGCAGUUGGCCUGGGGGGGGGGGGGGGGGGUGCCGGCUUUGUGCUCCAAAGGCCAUUGUUUGCCAGACCUACAAUAGCGGUGGCACCCUCAGAUUUUUUGCAGUGAGAAUAAGCUGUUCAGCAUGUGAAGCUUGGCCUGAAAACUGUGGCUUUGAGGCAGAGAUGUGUGCCACCCUUUCAUCCCCCCCCCUCUUUAUUUUUCCUAAUGAAGUGAGGGUCUGUUGGGGGUUUUUUCACUAUAGCUAUAGGUCAAAUUCUGAAGGAGGACUUAAAGUUCAAGGUCAGAUUCACUGACCUUAGUAGAGAUGGGUGAGUAUGGGCCUAUCCAUUAUUAGAGUGCAGGCUCUUGCCCACCACUGCUUUGAUCCAGUAUUCAAGAGACUGUUUACAGAGACUGGAGACCCAUUUAUAAACUGUUGUUGGAAAAUUGACUGGAGAAAUAGAUUUUAAAGGACCAUUUAAAACUUGCCAAACUUUGAACCAAAAAUCUUUUAAAUUCAUCUCAGCCCUUAUGAAAUCAAUUUUAUUUUUUCUUCAUAUUUAAUAGUUUUAUUGUAAUUUUUGUUAUGAAAUAUUUUUGUACAACGGCAAAGCUUUGUCUGGCACCUCAGGGAUGGAAUCCUAUUGUUUCAUUGUAUGAACAUUUUAUUAAGAAGGGGAUUAUUACAUUGCCUGAGUUGUGUCAGCAUUUAAAUAAGAUAUUAAAAAACCUCAAAGAGGGUAA